Molecule: messenger RNA, 342 nt
Organism: Chlorella variabilis
Lineage: Eukaryota; Viridiplantae; Chlorophyta; Trebouxiophyceae; Chlorellales; Chlorellaceae
Exons: 3
Coding region: 1-342 (113 amino acids)
Biological process (GO): polysaccharide catabolic process
Molecular function (GO): beta-amylase activity
Source: RefSeq, a predicted model, not a curated record
AUGCCCAGCCGUUGGGGCGCGGUGGAGCGGCGGCCGCGGCGGUACGACUGGUCUGGCUAUAAGCAGCUGUUCCGCCUGGUACGGGCGCUGGGCCUCAAGCUGCAGGUGGUGAUGAGCUUCCACGCUUGCGGAGGCAACGUGGGGGACAACGCACAGAUCCCGCUGCCGCAGUGGGUGCUGCAGGUGGGCGACACCGACCCCGACAUCUUCUUCACCGACCGCCCGCGCGACGUGUUCCCGGGGCAGCGCAACCGCGAGUGCCUGUCCUUCUUUGCGGACGAGGAGCCAGGCCUUCUCAAGGGGCGGUCGCCCAUGCAGUGCUACGUGGAGUUCAUGCGGUGA